This is a messenger RNA of Ailuropoda melanoleuca (giant panda), 3674 nucleotides long. RefSeq names its product G protein-coupled receptor 157 (gene GPR157). Gene Ontology annotation, molecular function: G protein-coupled receptor activity. Gene Ontology annotation, biological process: cell surface receptor signaling pathway; adenylate cyclase-activating G protein-coupled receptor signaling pathway. Lineage: Eukaryota; Metazoa; Chordata; Mammalia; Carnivora; Ursidae. Bases 34 to 1038 code for a protein of 334 amino acids. The record is from RefSeq and is a predicted model, not a curated record. The transcript is spliced from 4 exons. Gene Ontology annotation, cellular component: plasma membrane.
CGGCCCCGGCCCCUGCCCCCUGCCCGGCCAGCCAUGUUGUCGCCCGCGCCGCCCACCGAGCUGGUGCCGUCGGAGCGCGCCGUGGUGCUGCUGUCGUGCGCGCUUUCCGCGCUCGGCUCCGGCCUGCUGGUGGCCACGCACGCCCUGUGGCCCGACCUGCGCAGCCGGGCACGGCGCCUGCUGCUCUUUCUGUCGCUGGCGGACCUGCUCUCGGCUGCCUCCUACUUCUACGGGGUGCUGCAGGACUUCGCGGGCACCUCGUGGGACUGCGUGCUGCAAGGCGCGCUCUCCACCUUUGCCAACACCAGCUCCUUCUUCUGGACCGUGGCCAUCGCCCUCUACCUGUACCUCAGCAUCGUACGCGCGGCGCGCGAGCCUCGGACCGGCAGUCUGCUCUGGGCCUUCCACGUCGUCAGCUGGGGGGUGCCGCUGGUCAUCACCGUGGCAGCUGUCGCUCUAAAGAAGAUCGGCUAUGACGCCUCGGACGUGUCAGUCGGCUGGUGCUGGAUCGAUCUGGAGGCGGAGGACCGCGUCCUGUGGAUGCUGCUGACCGGGAAACUCUGGGAGAUGCUGGCCUACGUCACGCUGCCCGUGCUGUACUUCCUCAUCCGGAAGCACAUAAACAGGGCGCACGAGGCACUCUUGGAGUACCGGCCCAUCCUCUCCGAGGCACACCGGCUUCAGCGCCACACCUCCGUGGCCGACAAGAAGCUUAUCCUCAUCCCCCUCAUCUUCAUCUGCCUCCGGGUCUGGAGCACCGUGCGAUUCGUCCUGACCCUCUGUGGCUCCCCGGCCGUGCGGUCGCCAGUGCUGGUCGUUCUGCACGGCAUUGGGAACACAUUUCAGGGCGGUGCUAAUUGCAUCAUGUUCGCCCUCUGCACCCAGGCUGUCCGAACUCGGCUCUUCUCCGUCUGCUGCUGCUGCUGCUCCCAGCCGUCUGCUGAGAGCCCGGCUGGCCCUCCCAGGCCUCCUGCACCCUCCAAGACAGGAGAAUCUCAGGGAUCCAGACGCGCCCCAGAUGAACGUCCAAGCACCUGAGCUUUCCCUUCCUAGUUCUGUGCACAGGCGCUGCCUACCUGGGGACAGUGAGUUUCUGCUGCAGGGAGUGGGGGUGGGCGUCGCUGGCACUUUAAGCCCUCCGCUUUUGAAGCGCUUGACCCCGGGGGAGCGGGGGAGCAGCCACAAACUCAGCUGCUUCUACCUGUAGACCCUCAGGUGGCACACCCCCACUCACACCUGUGCCCUGCUGCCCUCGGGGGCACUUGGCUGCGUGAGGGUCAGCAGUGAGAUCCGUACGUGAUCACUGUCAGGUUGCCUUCUGGUCCACGGGUCGUCGGCCUCGUGACCACACAGCACUGUUUACAAUUCGCGGUCCCACACCUGUGGGAAAAGCACAAAGGGAUAUGUAUACCGUGCAGCCGUCCUAAAUAAGAUGUCAGGGGUUACCAGAGAUGUGUCCCCCACUUAGAUGUCAUGAAGCUGAUUUUUUGGUUUGUCAGGGCAUUGAGAUUUCCUGGAGAGCUGAGCUUUUCUUGGAUAGCUUUGCUGGUCAGCAAAAGAGCCGAUUCCCUUUAACCAGGCUGAAGGUUCCCGUGAGGUUUCCGGGCAGCUGGUCUCCUCGGGACCUCCCAGAUUCUCUCUACGGGUUGCCGACCCUCAAUGCAGACUGUGCUUGAAUUGCAAGCCCAGCCAGAACCCAGACUCCUUCCUGCCUCCGCCCGCGCAAAAGCCGGAGUGGGGACAAGCAGAGGCGUUGCAGGGAAUCCCAGUACAUGCCCACGCCGCCUCUCCAAUCUGUUCUCCUGAAGACUGGACCAGGGAGAGCUGGUGGGGGACCCGGCUGAUUCACUUCCCGGCUCAGUGUUUUAUAGGAAAGGUGCCCAGAGAGUUGGUAAAUGAUCCAAAUACAGAUUCCUCCCUGAAGCUGAGGCUCUAGGGAGUUGGUUGGGGAAGUGACACAUGCAUCAUGGGGUGAUUAUUUACAUGUAAAGGAAAAGGAUUGAAAAUAAGCAUCUGUAUCUCUAUGGUCCUGGUUCUUCCACCAACAUUUUCCUGUUGGUUCAGAAAACAGUUUCUCUGUUCAGUCGCAGAAGCCGCAGGCUAAGGUGGCAGGUGGCUUGGGGAGGAAGAGUACAACUGAGCCCAUCGGCGUCCCUCCCUCGGGUUCGGGCAGAACUCUGCAAAACUGAAAUGAUCUUCUGAGCCUGUAAGACGGUUCUGGAUGAAAACCAAAGCCUCACCAUACUGUUGAUUCCCAUUUUAUUCUCAAAAGCAAAAUCUGUCCCAGGAAGAGAAUCUGAAAGAGAGAGCCAUCGACAGAACUCGAUCUAAAAUGCUCAUUUUCGGUUUCUUUUUUCUUUUAAGUUUUCUUUAUGAAAAUCAGCAAGUGGUGAUCGUCCCCUUAGGACUCACUGUAAGCUCUGGGCUGCCCUACGGAAAGCUACUUGUCCGUAGGGCAAUCUCCUUACAGAAAUGGCCAGUAUAAGGGGAAUCCAGGGAUCCCCUAGAGAUGGUACAGCAGAUCGUGGGCACAUAGUUGGUAAAGACCUUCAUAUUAGCUUCUAGAAGGGAGCAGACUUUCAGGAAGUUGCUUGCUGCAAGAAAGACAAUGGUUCAGAGCUGAGUUAGCCUGUGGGCCACAGAGGAUUGAGGUGAGGCUAAAGCCUGCUCGGAAGGGGGCCCCAGAGUCCUGGGCUCAGACUGCAGUGCUGGCUGCCUGCCCGUCGGUGUGGCUUCCACAGGACUGGCGAGCCCGGGGCGUCCCCAGGCAGGCCGCCGUCAGGAAGGGCCGGCAGAGGGAGUAGGGGCUCAGGAGACCCUCUGGGCGCCUGGGGCUCCCCUCAAGUUCUCAUUCCACUGGUUUGAUGCCUCUGCUAUGCUGUCUGCUUUGAUAAAAACCACCCAAAAGUUACCCGUGGAUAUUUCUGUUUCUGCUUCCUCUGCUGCCCGCCCCCUCUCUGCAGAGGGCAGAUGUGUUACUGUGAUUGGCCGAGACCGUGUGGGCAGGGGAGGGGUGUGUCCCAGGGUCUAGGCCUGAGGCUGGUGUGGCGGUGGCUGAAUCUCUGUGGGGUUCAGACCUGGAAGGUGGUGGGGAGGAAGUCGCAUCUUAGGAUGGUGGGGACGAAGUCGCAUCUUAGGAGCCCAGGAGGGGCUCCUGCUUCUGAUCAGAGCCAGAGAAGCUGCGUCCCUCUUGCACUUGGCUGGGCCCCCCAGCGAGUUUCUUUCCCUUCCAUCAGCCUUUCUCCAGCUGCGUCCUCUGUAACAGACACGUGUGACUCAGCCAGGACAGGUGCUAAGCCUCAUCCCGGUGUCCUCAGCCCAGACCCCUCUCCUCUCAGGCACUUUCUGAACCUUGGUCUUGGAGUCAGGCUUACCUGGCACUUUCUGCCUCUCUCUCUCUCUCUCUCUCUCUCUCUGCUUCUGAGUUCUUUUUGUUUGUUUGUUUUGUCUUUUAAUAAAGAGUAUUAUUUGGCCUGGGGUUAAGGGUGCACACAGAGUUCUUCUUAUGAACACGACAAGAAGAAACAUUGUACAUGAAACGUUUUUACAAAAUCCCUGCUGUGGCAUAGCCACAGUCUGAAGUCUUUUGGGCGCGUGCAAAACUGUAUCGAAACCCUGACCAUCUUGGGUCGAAGCCAAAGUCUUGCUAUUUUAAAUUAAAUAAAAUAAUUAUU